AUGGCUGACUUCUCUACCAUCGCUCAACAGUUCGUUGAGUUCUACUACCAGACCUUCGACACCAACCGCGCUGGUCUCGCCCCUCUCUACCUGGAUACUGACGACAAGUUUGCAUAUAAACAGCGUGACCAGUCUAUGCUCACCUUCGAGACCAGCUCUGUCCAGGGUACCGCCGCCAUCGUUGAGAAGCUGAGCAGCUUGCCCUUCCAGCAGGUCCGUCACCAGCUUGCUACCUUCGAUGCCCAGCCCUCCAGCGACAACGGCAUCAUUGUUCUGGCUACCGGAGCCCUUCUGGUCGAUGAGGAGCAGAAGCCCAUGAGCUACACUCAGCUCUUCAAGCUGCAGCCCGACGGUAACGGCAGCUACUUCGUUCUUAACGAUGUCUUCCGCCUGAUCUAUGCCGCAUAA
This is a messenger RNA of Penicillium maclennaniae, 408 nucleotides long. Its product is annotated as nuclear transport factor 2 family protein. The coding region runs from base 1 to 408 and encodes 135 amino acids. Gene Ontology annotation, cellular component: nuclear pore central transport channel. NCBI's taxonomy places the organism in Eukaryota, Fungi, Ascomycota, Eurotiomycetes, Eurotiales, Aspergillaceae. The record is from RefSeq and is a predicted model, not a curated record. Gene Ontology annotation, biological process: protein import into nucleus. The transcript has 6 exons.